AUGAGCCCUCAAUUGGACCCAUCGGCCCCAAGCCCUGCGGCCCCCUCGAACACUGCGUCUUCCCAGUCUAACGGAACUAGGAUAAUAACCAUCGUGUCCGGCUGCGUCGGGGGCUUCAUUAUCAUCCUUGCCGCAGUUCUGGUCAUCGUCCCGCUUUCCCGGCGGUAUCAAGAACAGAGGCAGCAAAAACGAGCAGACUCCGAGCACGGUUCCCUGCGCGGUCAUCAGCGGAUCAUGUCUGGACCAGACUCCUCCGUACCGCUCUUGAUCCCUGAAGAACAAGAGUCCGAGAAGGCUCAAGCCCGCAAGAUGCCCUACGAUCCUAGUGUAAACAGCGGAGAAGCGUCGGGUUCUUUACCAGUCGGUCACAUCGUCGAUCACUCCACCCAAUUAUUGCAGGAUUAUGAUCCUUGGGGCGGCAAUGCUGCAACCUCCAUACCUCGGCCUCUACGACCUCCACCCACCCUUCAUAGAGCGAAAACGCGUGUCCCUCAUACCCCCAUGGCCACGUUGCCUGAGGAUGGACCGUCGGACGCGGCCCCUGUUCCUGUUCCAUCCCCUGUCCCUACCUCACCGACUUCCCCAUCCACGAAUUCUGAUGCGCACCCGACCUGGUUACAUAUACCAAAACCACCCUCACAUAGCGGCAUCCCACUAAUCGGAGCCUUCCGCAGCUCGAUGUCAUCCACGACCUCUACGAACACGACGCUCCCCUCCCUGCAACACUAUCCUUCACUCUCUUCACGGUCUCGUUCGCCAACCACGUUCUAUUCAUUAUCUUCGUCAUCUUUGUCGUCAUCUGCUGCGCGCGGACACGGUGUUGUGACUGAACAUGGAGAGCUUUAUCCGCCGCCGGCUCGGCUCCGCGCGUCAGGAGGUCCGCACCAGAUGCUGGAGGUUCAGCCUGCUUCCCAUUUGCCACCGUCAAGACAGGCAAGCUUGUUAAGCGCCGUUCAUGCGCAAGCGUCUCAUCCGGAGCGAGACGAUCAGGGCCCCCAAGGUGGCUUCACGACAAGUACCAGUGCAUCUUCGCUGUCAGUGUACACUGAUGCACGAUCAAGCCUGGUAGAUGAGAACGGCAGGCCCAACGGGGAAAUACCUCGGUGGAAUCCUAUGUCAAUGAUCUCAUCAUAUUGGACUCUAGGUCAACCGUCAUGA
Messenger RNA from Heterobasidion irregulare TC 32-1, 1158 nucleotides. RefSeq lists its product as uncharacterized. The record is from RefSeq and is a predicted model, not a curated record. The coding region runs from base 1 to 1158 and encodes 385 amino acids. NCBI's taxonomy places the organism in Eukaryota, Fungi, Basidiomycota, Agaricomycetes, Russulales, Bondarzewiaceae. The transcript has 2 exons.